Molecule: messenger RNA, 717 nt
Organism: Huiozyma naganishii CBS 8797
Lineage: Eukaryota; Fungi; Ascomycota; Saccharomycetes; Saccharomycetales; Saccharomycetaceae
Exons: 1
Coding region: 1-717 (238 amino acids)
Source: RefSeq, a predicted model, not a curated record
AUGCAAUACGCUGCUAUUUCCCUACCAAUUUUGGCUUUGGCCUCCAAAGCGCUGGCCGGCGACCACCACCAACCAUCUUCCUCUGAGAUGAAGAGUGUUAGUACAACUCCAUGCCCACCAUCGACCACACACUCUUCCUCGAUGCCUCACUCUUCAUCUGAGCACCAUUCGUCCUCGAUGCCUCACUCUUCCUCUGAGCACCAUUCGUCCUCUGAGCACCAUUCGUCCUCGAUGCCUCACUCUUCCUCUGAGCACCACUCAUCCUCGAUGUCUCACUCUUCCUCUGAGCACCAUUCAUCCUCGAUGCCUCACUCUUCCUCUGAGCACCAUUCAUCCUCGAUGCCUCACUCUUCCUCUGAGCACCACUCAUCCUCGAUGUCUCACUCUUCCUCGUCCAAGAUGCGUCAACCAUCCACUCACAUCACCACAGUCACCACCGGCACUACUCACGUCACGGUGUCAACCAUCACCAGUUGUGAGCACGAAAAGUGUGAAACAGUUGUUACCACUAUGCCAGAGCCUCCUUGCCCAUCAACCGAAACUUCGAUCCCACCACAACCUCACAUGAACACCACCACCGUUCCAUGUCCACCACCAACCAUGUCCGUGGUGGUCCCUCCAAGCACCACUCACCAAAUCUCCACUUUUGAAGGUGGUUCCGGGAAGAUUGCUGCUAACGGGUUUGCCAUUGUUGCUGCCGCCGCCCUAUUGCUAUAG